This is a messenger RNA of Miscanthus lutarioriparius, 585 nucleotides long. NCBI's taxonomy places the organism in Eukaryota, Viridiplantae, Streptophyta, Magnoliopsida, Poales, Poaceae. The record is from the annotation of a GenBank genome assembly.
AUGUCGGUUUCGUCGUCGCUGUCCAACUUCCUGCUCUGCUGCUUCUACCCGUCCGCCGGCCACCGCCACGGGCACCGCGGCGGCGCGUACUACUACAGCAGCCACCCGACGAGCACCAACACCCUGUACUACCACGAGGGCCCCUUCGCCGGGCGCAGGAUGGGCCGGAGCAGCAGGCCGCUGUCGCUGCAGACGGUGGAGCUGAAGGUGCGGAUGUGCUGCUCGGGUUGCGAGCGGGUGGUGAAGCACGCGGUGAGUCGGCUGCGCGGGGUGGACUCGGUGGAGGUGGACGUGGAGAUGGAGAAGGUGACGGUGACGGGGUACGUGGACCGGCACCGGGUGCUCAAGGAGGUCCGCCGCGCCGGGAAGAAGGCGGAGUUCUGGCCCAACCCGGACCUGCCGCUGCACUUCACCUGCGCCAAGGACUACUUCCACGACGAGGAGUCGUACCGCCGCACCUACAACUACUACCGCCACGGCUACAACGGCGACAAGCACGGGCAGCUCCACGAGCCACACCGCGGCGCCGACCCCGUCAGCAACAUGUUCAACGACGACGACGUCAACGCCUGCUCCAUCAUGUAG